Messenger RNA from Sordaria macrospora k-hell, 732 nucleotides. RefSeq lists its product as uncharacterized. The record is from RefSeq and is a predicted model, not a curated record. NCBI's taxonomy places the organism in Eukaryota, Fungi, Ascomycota, Sordariomycetes, Sordariales, Sordariaceae. Gene Ontology annotation, molecular function: acyltransferase activity, transferring groups other than amino-acyl groups.
AUGGCAGAAGCAGCACCGGUUCCCGAUUCCUUCAUCACCGUUAGGUCAACACUCCCUUGCUUCUCUCUCCCGCUCAUCCCAGAGCGUCCAUGGGUCACAACGGAAAGGCUCGUCCUCCGGCCUCUGGCUGCCUCCGAUUUAGAGGCCCUGCACGAGCUGCGCACCCAACCGGAGGUCAUGAUUUGGACGUCCGCCGGCAAGCCUGACAGCAGUCAAGCGGAAACCAAGGCCAAGCUUGACGGCAUCCUAUCGGACGAAGAAAACCAGAGAUCAUUCAACUACGCCAUCUGCUUCAAGGAGGACCCGAGCAAGCUGAUCGGCAUCUGCGGCUGUUGGAGACUGAGCUCAGGCCUGGGAUGGCCCGAGCUCGGCUACAUGUUCAGGAAGGAGGCGUGGGGGCAGGGCAUCGCGACCGAGUCCCUGAAGGCCUGGUUGGGCCUGUGGAACGCGCUGCCUAGGCAGGUGGUGGGGGUGAAGUGCGACGAGAGGACGUUGAGGGGUCUGGAUGGGAUUUAUGAGAAUAAAGAAGAGGGUGUGUUGGUAGAGGAACGACUGAUCGCGUUGACGACGGAUAACAACGGAGGGAGCAAGAAUAUUUUGAAGAAAUGUGGGUUUGAACACUUUCUUACUUGGAAGGACAGGGACUCGCACCCAAAUGAAAGCGAGGAUGGGAAGGGGGAAGAGGUUUGGAUUGAUUUGCCGACCUUUAGGUAUUUUCCUGGGAGGAACUGA